CAGUUGCCUUCGAUGAUUCACGUGCUCUGCAAAGUGUUGAGUCUGACAGACAUUCUAUAUCUGUUUCUGAGUGGCCAAUGGUCCUCGUUUUCGCAAUUUCGAGAUUCUCUUCGAGCUGUAUCUGGAAAUUCUGAAACAAGAGGUUCCACUGAUCUUCUGGUCUUACGAUCAACUCAUUGUAGACGCGGCUGGUAGGUACAGAUGUUAGAAGUAUUUAGCACUUCUGACCUCGUAGAGUCUCUCUGUCUGUUGAAUUUCUCCCCCAAUCUUAUCGUAUCUGCGUCGAAUCAGUAUAUCCCUAGUCAAACAUCUUUCUCUUUCACAAUCUACCUCUUGCCUUCGGUACAGCCAUCUCACAUCAACAUGCACUUCUCAACCCUCCCGCUCCUCACCCUCCUCCUCGCUCAAGCAACAGCCCACAACGCCCCCGAGAAACGCCAAUGGCAAUCAAUCGUCGAAUCCGCAACCUCCGUCGCAGCCACCAUCGGUAACGGCUACAACUCCAUCGGCCAAUCCAUCGCCUCCUCCGCCGACUCCGUAGCCGCAACCGCCGCCGACUCGGCAACCUCACGAGCCUCCGUCAUCGUCUCAUCCGCCAACAGCGUCGCAGCCACAGCAGGCGACUCUGCCACCUCGAGAGCGAGUUCCGUGGUAUCAAGCGCCCUGAGCGUCGCGAGUACAGCGGCAGAUUCCGCAACGAUGGAAGCGAGCAGUGUGUUCUGCGGUGUCGUCGGCGAAUUCGGCGGCGAGUAG
Molecule: messenger RNA, 753 nt
Organism: Mollisia scopiformis
Lineage: Eukaryota; Fungi; Ascomycota; Leotiomycetes; Helotiales; Mollisiaceae
Exons: 2
Coding region: 202-753 (183 amino acids)
Source: RefSeq, a predicted model, not a curated record